AUGGACGGCAUAAUUGAGAAAGUCAAUAAAUUACAGAAUUUAUGCACAGACAUACAGAACCCCAUUAAUAUACCACAAAUAAUCGUGGUUGGUGCACAGAGUUCAGGUAAAAGCAGUAUACUAGAGAAUAUAAUUGGCCAUGAAAUACUCCCACGGGGCACAGGGAUGGUCACAAGGAGACCCCUUAUGAUACAAAUAAUUAACACAGAGAGUGCACCGUACUGUACAUUUGGACACCUCCCUGGGCAAGUGUUUAAGUAUACAGAAGUAGAAGCAGAAAUACAAUCGGAGACUGAAAGGAUCUUAGAUAAGAAAAAUGACGUGUCCCCGAUCCCGAUCGUAUUACGUAUACACAAACAGGACACAUUACCAAUUACACUGGUAGACUUACCAGGUAUAAUUAAAGUACGCUCGGAGGGACAGCCUGACGGGAUAGUAAAGAAGGUUGAGGAGAUAGUCCGAUCGUAUAUUCAGAAUACGAAUACGGUCGUAUUAGCAGUGACACCUGCUAACACUGACAUAACCAGUUCUGAUGCAUUAAUGCUAGCCAAGGAAGUCGAUCCUGAUUAUGAGCGGACUCUUUGUGUACUCACGAAAGUGGACUUAAUGGAUCCUGGGACUGAUGUACUAAAUGUCUUACAGGGUCGGAUAAUUAAUGUAAAAUUAGGGUUUAUUCCUGUUAUAUGCCGUGGGGAAUUAUCUCUGCGUGAGAAUAUUUCUAUUUCUACGACUAUAAUCAGGGAGAAAGAAUAUUUUAAAACGCAUCCUGUAUACACAAAAAACAAAAAAUAUUGUGGUAUACCGUAUUUAAUCACGAGAUUACAUGAAUUAUUAAAGACGAGUAUAGUAAAAAGCACUCCGUAUCUUCAGGACAGGAUAUCCUUCUUAUAUGACAAAGCCGAGAAGGAAUUAUUAAGUGUGGGGUUGCCUGUUAUAGAUGAUAAGCAAAUGAUCAUGCAAGUGAUUAGUGAAUUUACACAGGACAUGGACAGAAAAGUAUCAGGAACACCGAAAACCAAAGCAAAGUACAUUUCCAAGGAGAUAAUUGAUGGUGCCAGAGUAUCGUAUACAUUAGAUGUACUAUUCACUAAGACGAUUAAUGAGCUAGACUUAUUCGAUGCGACGGAUACUGAAAUUGAGAAUGUGAUACAUAAUACGUCCGGUGUAUUCGGUGGUAGAAGUACGUCACAGAGUUUAUACCACUUUAUAGAAAUGGCCGCAGAUAAAGUACAGCCGCACUGUGUACACGCAUCAACUAAAAUAUUCCUAGAGAUGCAACGGAUGGGAGAGUCUUGUUUAGAGACAGAGCACUUAGAGAGGUUCCCUAAAUUAAAACUAGAAAUAUGCAAGACCAUUACGACCCUGUUAAAGGAGAACCUUAAACAAGCAACUGCCAGUAUUAAAUCAUUCCUUCACUGGAACACUGUAUAUAUACGGCCUAAUACCACGAGUACAUCUCCUACUACUGUAUCUGCAAGUGUUUCUGGUGAUAAUGAAUACUUAGUUAAUCGUACCACAGAAAUAGAAGUACUUAAGCAUACGGUCAUAGAGUACUUAAUUGGGUUUAAAUCCACUGUUGUGCAGCAGGUACCUAAAAUAAUCAUAUUUGAAAUGGUCUAUAAAACCAUGCAGACCCUUCAGCAGAGACUUAUUGAGAGUAUUUAUGUACAGGAGGCACUCAGUGACCUAUUAAAGGAAGAAUCUUCAACAAAAGAAAGGAGAGAACAAUUACAACUCACACUUAUAGCACUAGAAAAAGCCAAAGAAAUAACAAAUACGUUAUAAAUACAU
Molecule: messenger RNA, 1791 nt
Organism: Nematocida parisii ERTm1
Lineage: Eukaryota; Fungi; Microsporidia
Exons: 1
Coding region: 1-1785 (594 amino acids)
Cellular component (GO): cytoplasm; membrane; microtubule
Molecular function (GO): GTPase activity; GTP binding; microtubule binding
Source: RefSeq, a predicted model, not a curated record